Molecule: messenger RNA, 1380 nt
Organism: Psilocybe cubensis
Lineage: Eukaryota; Fungi; Basidiomycota; Agaricomycetes; Agaricales; Agrocybaceae
Exons: 3
Coding region: 1-1380 (459 amino acids)
Source: RefSeq, a predicted model, not a curated record
AUGCACCUGUCCAGCCACCUUGACGAUGAUGCUAAAUGGUCCAUUGCUUCCUUAGUUUCCUGCACUGGCGCUCGUCCAUUUCCGUCGACAAAUGAUGCCCUGUCUGUUACAUUGGUCGGUUUCGACCUCGACUAUAUCUGGAAAAUUCGAAAUAAUGUUCCCGCAGAGAAAACGGGUUUUCAAGCUGCCGCCAAAUUAAACCCGUUCUCUCGCAGUGUACUUUCAUUGCCCUAUCUGACUGCCGUAAAUAGCGUCAUUGAAAGAUUUGUCGUUUUCCAGCUUGUCAAACGCUACCCCCUAAUUUUUGGCCCUUGGUGUCAGGGUACAUCAACUAUUUGCAUCCCAGAAGACGUGGGAGACGCGGUUCUGCUUGAACAUGAAGUUGACGACAAAAAUGAGAUCGACUUUGUCUCCUCGUUAAGCUCUUCUGGGAUUCUGGAAUCGUACUCUGAGCAAUACAAUUUCGACUCGGACGGGGGGUAUUCAUAUCGAGAAUCUAUGCACCAGAAAUCUAGCGAGCACACAUGGCCUCACUUUGAAUUUGCUUUGGCGCCGCCCGUUUUCUCCUCAGAGGAGAAACGCAUGAAUGAAGAUGGGAUCGAAGACGACAGGCAUCUCAAUUCUAGGACUGAAGAUAAUGAUAAUGACUCUGAGCUCCGAGAUCGUCUAGGGUCGCAAUACACUUUUAGGUGGUAUAAAAACUAUGCUACCUCGGCGGAACUUGAUCUUGGAGACGCCGACAUUUCUAGCAGUUAUUGUGACUGGUCAGGCGAUGAUGAAGAUGAAGUCGAAGGCUCUCAGGAGAAGCUUAAUUUUGCAUCCAUGGGAAUACCACUUGCUUCCAAUACCGAUAAUUUGCAGCCGCAUAAUUUGCCUAGGUCAAGAUUGGCUAGAAUUGACGAGAUCCGCCUGGACCAUGUAUGUCUUGUGUCCAGAGGCCACCAAGGAUCCCGCGCUUGGUUAUCACAAAUCCAAAAGGAAGACGCGAAUGCAAAUCACGGAAAUUGCUUGUUUGCCGACGUGGAUGUGGACAUGGAACAGUUUGCUUGUGGGGCCAACUUCGACACAAAGGCGAAAGACAACGGGAAGAGUGUUGAAGCCCGCUCUGCAGCCCUGCACCUGGAUUACGAUUUUGGUCCGAACUACAUACCCCUCGAUUACGAGGGGAGCCCCCCUCAUGCGGUUGCUUUAUCUCUAGGGAAGAAUAACAGUACCAUAACACUGGGGAGUCAGGAGCGCGUGCCCACCACUAUCUCACUCUCAGCGGAAAGCGACUCUUCUUUUAGCACCCAGCAGGAAUUGGUGGAUCGCACUUGUGAGCAAGAAGGGUUCCGCAAAGCUCCAAGUGACAAUGGAUUUUUUGCUAUUGAGUUCGACUAG